This is a messenger RNA of Clonostachys rhizophaga, 1164 nucleotides long. NCBI's taxonomy places the organism in Eukaryota, Fungi, Ascomycota, Sordariomycetes, Hypocreales, Bionectriaceae. The record is from the annotation of a GenBank genome assembly.
AUGUCCUUUGUCUCAACAAGCAGGCAGGCCCUCCGUGCCUCAUCCUCUCUGCUCCGCGCCACGAAGGCUGCCGGGAGGAUCAACACCAAGAAUGCGCGCCUGAUCCAUCAGUCGACAAAGGCCAGUGCCGUCUACGCCGCCACACAGCCCGUCAUGACCCCACCACCUCCACCGAUGAUGCCGGAGGUGGCUGCCUCGGCCACCGCCGGUGUGUCCAACGUGCCCGUCCCCAAGGGCCAGCUGAACAUCCGAGAGCACAUGUACAAACCCUCAUUCUACAAGGCCAUUGCCAAGACCAUGGCCUGGCGCAAGAAGUAUCAUGAGGAUCGCUACAUCUUUGUCCCAGGUGAGGAGAUGAAGGAGAUUCUCCUUGGUCUCGGUGGCACCAUGGAAGACUACGAACUUCUGAAGCAUGUUGGUGACAGCCUGACCUGGGACCCGACACUGCCCUACCGCAAGACGAUCAACGGCCGGAUGAAGUUCGACUACACCAAGAAUACUGUUCAGCGCCUCGAGUUCCAGCCCUUUGCUCUGUCCGUCGGCGAGGACUUUGACCGCUACGACUCCGGUGUGCUCCGUCGGUUCGACGAGCUGGACAACAAUAUCCAGCACAACACCCUGGCUCAGGGGAUCCUCGUCUUCAAGAGCAUAAUCGUACACGGGAUGAACGUAGCUCACCGUGAGAAGAUGGACUAUGACCAGCCAUUCAACAUCAUGACCUUCUUCACCGUCCGCACCACCACCAACAACGAGAUCCUUGGGGAACCCGCCCUCGAGGGCAUCCACGCCGACGGCGUAGACCACACCCUGACCACACUGUUGGCCACUGAGAAUAUGCGGUCCGACAGCGCGGCCACCUUCAUGCACGAUAUGCAGGAGACGACGGGCAUCAAGCUCAACGAGGCUAAGCCGGAGAACAUCCGCGGCCGUGUGCAACACACCAAGUUCCUCGACACGCUCAUGGUCGUCGACCACGAGUACAAGCACAGUCUGUCGCCCGUGUACCAGGACGACACGUCCAAGGACGCCACGCGCGACAUGAUCAUCCUGUUCACCCGCAAGCCCACCGUCCCCGGGCAUGUCUCGGGUAAGAUUGACUCGACUCGUCCUCACAAGGACAAGCCGAUGGAGAUUCCUCUCUUUGUGCCCAACGCCAUGAUGUAG